This is a messenger RNA of Mya arenaria, 843 nucleotides long. RefSeq lists its product as uncharacterized. Lineage: Eukaryota; Metazoa; Mollusca; Bivalvia; Myida; Myidae. The transcript has 7 exons. The record is from RefSeq and is a predicted model, not a curated record. Bases 148 to 843 code for a protein of 231 amino acids. Gene Ontology annotation, cellular component: nucleus.
ACGAUAUUUUUUACGGGCGUUUCAAUAAAGCUGUCGUAACAAUUAUCGUAAGUGCUCCGCGUUUUCUUUUCGGCGAAAAGUGAAAGUAGUGAAACGUCACUUCCGUUAUCAAUAUUGUCGUAUGUCAACAUUGAACCAGAUAUACAAAUGGCAAUGAAAAGAGAUCGUCAAACGAAUUGGAGCAUGGACGAGGAGUCGACUUUAGUCGACUUCUGCGUAAAUAAUUACUCGUUUUUAUAUGGGGGACUUGGCCCUACCGUUACAAAGCAAGGGCGCCAUACAAAAUGGGAAGAAUUGCGUGAAGAGAUCAGUGCAGUAGGGCCGGGGAGGACUAUUGAUCAGUUAAAAAAGAAGUGGACGGACUUAAAGUCUGCAGCAAAGAAGAACGAGAUAAAGCGGAGGCAUUUUGCUGCCGGGACAGGUGGGGGUCCUGCGCCCCAAGAGCCAACUGAUGUAGAGUUGAAGAUCCUGAGUGUAAUCCCCGAGGAAAUGGUAACAGGGGUUGCUGGUGGAGUGGAUGUUUUCGAAGACUCAUGCAAGCCUCCUGCUGUCAAAAAGUAUAGGCCAUCUGAGCCUUCAGGGUCAACUUUCACCGCCAACAGUUCAACGCAUCAUGACAUAAGUAUCAGUGAGGCAGAGGCCAAUGGCAAAGAAGACAGUAACACAGAAUCAAGACCUACACCACCAAAAAGAAAUGACAUUGCUCAUCAGAUGCUUGAAGAGCAAAAGAAACAAAACGAGUUCCUGGCAAUGAUUAAUUUCAACCUUGCAGAACUUGUGAGCUUGAAGAGGACAGAAGUCCAAAUUCUGUCAGAAAAACAUCUGAACAAGACAUUUUUUUAA